Molecule: messenger RNA, 276 nt
Organism: Pestalotiopsis fici W106-1
Lineage: Eukaryota; Fungi; Ascomycota; Sordariomycetes; Amphisphaeriales; Sporocadaceae
Exons: 2
Coding region: 1-276 (91 amino acids)
Source: RefSeq, a predicted model, not a curated record
AUGAUAUCCAGUACGCGGCUGACACGCAAGGACUUCAGAGUUCCAGCCUUUCUGUCGACACGAAGCGAUAAUCAGUACAUGACCCUCAAGGUACGAUACUCACGGCGCUUCCUGCUCAACACCCAAGGACCUUUGGCUCUCAUCUGCUGCUUUCCAACUCCCAAGCAGUUCAAUGGCUCAAAGGUGCUCCGAGGCACUGAAGGGAGCCAAGUGCCCAAGUCCGCUCCCAUGUUCUCCCUAGGACACCAGAGGAAGAGCACGGAGCAACAGUACUAG